AAUUUAUUUUCUACUUUUUUAUUUCCUUUAAAGUUGAAAUUAUAUUCAUGUGGGUCUCCCUGUAAUAAAUGUGUUCUCAUAAGUAUCAUUCUCGUUGUAUGUAAAUAAACGUUUUAGUUUCAAUCAAGGCGAAUUUAUACAAGGCGAAUUAUUACAAGGUGGUGUUACUGGCGAAUUUCGCCUUGGUUUCAAUUGAUUUUGUACUUCAUUCGUUGCUGUGCAUUUAGCAGAUUUUGGAAUAAUGGCGCAGCUUAAUCCCAUUUGGAAAUUUUUUGAAAGAAAAUUGAGUACAGCCAAGUGUCAAAUUUGCAAAAAAGAAAUAUCGUUGGGUAACUCCAAUAAAAAACAGCAAACGACGGCGAACAUAAAGAAGCACUGCCCAUCAGGACGAGUGGAUAGCCUAUGAAAAAGAUCAAGAUACUUUUACCACGGCCAAGAAAAAACAAAGAAAAGAGGAGCCAAGUUGCAGCUACAUACAGGAAACGUUGCCGAACCUGUCGAGAAAAACCGAAGCCUAUCCAGAUGACCAUCCGAUAGCGGCGCGAAUUGAUAAAUCAAUUAUGGAUCUCAUCAUAUGCUUCCUUAUAAUAUAGUCGAAGGUAGCGCGUCCAAAAGAUUGAAUCUCGCAGAUCCGACUGUUGCAUGUCGAUAUCGAUUAAAAAGCGAAAAGUUUUUUCGUACGACAUUAAUGCCGCAAACAUACGACAAAGUCAAAGAAAAAGUAAUUCAGCUUGUAGCAUCAGCCAAAUGGCUGAGCUUUACUACGGACAUAUGGAGUAAUUCUACAAAGAGUUGCUCAUUGCUAAGUUUCACUGCUCACUUCGUUCAAAGGCCGGGUAGGCUCAAAGUCAUAUUGGCAGCCAGCGUAUUAGACGAAGAUCACACUGCAGAAAAUAUUAAUGCUCCAUUAAACAGUGUUCUUGAAGAAUACAACAUCAGUUCGAAAAUCCAUGUCGCUAUAUCUACAAUGCUGCCAAUAUGACAGCCGCAAUGCGAUUGGGCAAAGUUAAGUGGCUGGGGUGCGCCGCACAUACAUUACAACUAGUUAUCCAAGAUGGUGUUUUAAAAAGUAGAAACAUUAGAGAGUUAAGUCAUAAAUGUCGUAAAAUUGUGGCCAAUUUCAAAAGAAGUGAACAGGCAUGUCGCUACCGAAAAACGUUUCAGGACACUGUUGGUUUGCCAAACCAUACCUUAAUUCAAGACGCUGAUUGCAGGUGGAACAUCACUUAUUUAAUGCUAAAUCGGUUAUACGAGCAGAAGGCUGCCAUUAACCUAUACAUAGCCGAACGAGGAUCUGUAGAAUGUUUGACAGCAAAAGAAUGGAAAUCCGUUUGUUAUGUAGUUGCAGUAUUAAAGCCGUUUGACCAGGCAACUCUGGAUUUGCCUUAUGACUCAACAUGUGCCUCUGUCAUAAUUCCUUUAAUUGCGAUGUUGCAAAUAAAACUCGAGCGCAACGAUGAUGAUGGAGCAGAAAUUUCAAUGCUUAAAGACGGCUUAACAGCUUCUUUACUACGGCGUUUUGCGUUUAUUAAGACAAAUCCAGAGUUGCAUGUUUCUACGAUACUUGAUCCUCGUUUUAAAAACAAAUACUAUUCAACUGAGGAAAUAAAGAGGUGUGAAACUAUAUUAAAAGAUCAAUUAGGUUUAUUCAAUGAUGAUACUGCAGUACAAAUACAAACUGUUCCACCUAUUAACGACUCCAGAAAUGCUCCCAAUUAGAGCUGUCAAACUAUCGACGAUACUAUCGAUAGUCUGACCACUUGAAAUAACGAUCGAUAGUAUCGCUACUAUCGUUUCAUUGAUACGUAUUCUCUUUCCUAGCGCUUUUAACAUUUUCACGUAUUGGUUCAAAGUGAUCAAAACUUGGCAGCAUUAUUUCAUGAACGAACGAACAGGACGUUGCGCCUGAAAAAAUAAUUUUUUUUUCAGUGACCUCAUUUUUUCGCCGCCAUGUGAAUUAAACGGAAUUAAACCAUGUGUGUGCAUGAAACAACCGAUUAAAAAAUGCCGUUAUCAACUAUUAUUAUUUUUUUCUUAAAUGCAAUUACAAAUACACGGUUGCAUGCUGGGUGAUCUGUUUGGUUGGUUCAAGGCAUUAUUUCUAAAAGCGCCAUUUUGUUAAGCAUGGAAAUAGCAGAGGUUUCAUUGCCGUCUUAUGAGCAUAUCAGACCUGGCAAUGCAGUUUAUUUCAAAAGACUGUCAAAUUGAGAAAUUUCAGAAAGUAGUUGCAUAAGCAGUGACUCCUUGAAUGUAAAGUGACUUUCGAAAGGCAUUUUUUUAUUCCGAAAGGCGAAUUGAAGGGAAAAUUUCUGAAAUUGCUUUUUGACUGUUUACACGUGAAUUGGGUCGAUACUAUCGAUAGUAUCGAUAAUCACCCUUAAGACUAUCGUCAAACAUCGAUGGGCUUGACUAUCGAUAGUUUGACAGCUCUACCCCCAAUGACAACCUUUGGGACUAUCACGACUGCGAUAUGUUAACGCAAGAAGUUAAAUCGGACGACUGCUGUUCACCUUUUAAAAAACGGUUUGAUACGUAUCUUUCUGAACCGAUCGUUCCUCGCGAUAGCAAUAUUUUUGAAUAUUGGCACCAAAGCUCCUAUUUGUCCUUAAGGGAAAUUGCAAACAAAUAUCUUUCUGCACCUGCAACAAGCGUUGCGAGUGAACAGCUUUUUAGUGCCGCGGGACAGCUAUAUAGCGAUCGGCGUACCAACUUGCUUGGGGUAAAUGCGAAUAAGCUUCUUUUCUACAUUAUAAUAUGAAAUUAUUUAAUUUUGAAUGUUAAUUAAAAACAAACAAAUGUGCGUAUACUUAUUACUUCGUGUUUACUUGAGAACUGAAUUUUUUGUUAACGUUACAACAGUA
Rhagoletis zephyria (snowberry fruit fly) is the source of this 2861-nucleotide messenger RNA. RefSeq names its product zinc finger BED domain-containing protein 4-like. NCBI's taxonomy places the organism in Eukaryota, Metazoa, Arthropoda, Insecta, Diptera, Tephritidae. The record is from RefSeq and is a predicted model, not a curated record.